ACAAUGUGGAGCCACUCGUUUAAUCAAGCAGCAAAUUGCUGACUCUCUCUCUUAUUGCUAUGGUCUCACAAGUGAAUUCUUUUAUUUGCUACUAUUUAUUAUUUGUCUUAACAAUAUCAAUCUUUAUCAUAUGGGCCAAAAGAAUCAUGUGCAUUUAGUUGAAUAGUUGAUAUUGACAUAGUACAAAGACCUUAGGUUGUCGGAGGACAUGAGUAUGCACGUUUAGAUCUAUGCAAGUGUAGCACCUGGUUAUCGUUCUGGGAUCUGCUCUUACAUAUCAGCAUUAUUACAAUAUUUCUCUACUCGUCAACUGUACCAUCCACUCACUUAAUUGGUUCAAAUUAAUUUAAAUUCUACCUUGAAUAUGCCAGUCGAACACAUCCUUGGAAAAUUAGUGCCUCUUCUAUCAUCUUAAAAUAGGUGGAACUUUGUCUGAUUUAUGCUGACAUCUCGAUAUUACCUAUCUCAUUUUAGCCCCUUCACAGCUGGUAGAUACCACAGCCUUGUAAUAGAUAAGGACACUUUCCCCAAAGACGAUCUUGAGAUAACUGCGUGGACAGAAGACGGUCUUAUAAUGGCUGCUCGUCACAAAGUUUAUCGACAUCUACAGGGGGUGCAAUUCCAUCCUGAAAGCAUCAUCACAGCUGAAGGCAAGACAAUAGUUCGCAAUUUUGUCAAAUUGAUAGAGCAGAAGGAAAAAGCAGAAACUCAAGACUAGACCCUCUUUACUCAUGUACAAUAUUGUGAUUUUGCCUAAAAUAACCAACACAAAAGUAUGUUCUUUUUCUUUGUUGUAACUAGCAAGGUAAUUCAAAAGUUGUCCAUA
Nicotiana tabacum (common tobacco) is the source of this 826-nucleotide messenger RNA. Lineage: Eukaryota; Viridiplantae; Streptophyta; Magnoliopsida; Solanales; Solanaceae. The record is from RefSeq and is a predicted model, not a curated record.